This is a messenger RNA of Impatiens glandulifera, 1753 nucleotides long. RefSeq lists its product as uncharacterized. The transcript is spliced from 6 exons. Lineage: Eukaryota; Viridiplantae; Streptophyta; Magnoliopsida; Ericales; Balsaminaceae. Bases 85 to 1452 code for a protein of 455 amino acids. The record is from RefSeq and is a predicted model, not a curated record.
AAUCCCGCCUUAUCAGUUCCAGCAAGAGAGUUCGACUUUCAGUUCCAUUUACAACUAGGGUUUCAAGUUCUACAGCUAUUCUCAAUGGAUGAAGAUGUUUCUCGAUGGAUCAUCGACUUUCUUCUUCGACAACCGCUCCACGAUAGGAUUAUCGACAAACUUUUAAGCGUUCUCCCUUUCUCCAUACACGAUUCGAGCUUAAAGAAAUCAAUACUUGUUCGAAAAAUCGUCUCGGAGAUAUCCAAGGGGUUGGCUUCCGAGGAAAUGCUCAUUCUUAUGGAGCGCAUUGAGGAGUUGGAUUAUCAGGCGGGUGUUACAGCUUCUGAGGCCAUCAAGGCGGCCUAUUGUGACGUGGCGGUGGAUUGCACAGUUAAGCUGCUUGAGGAGAGUCAGGACAGAGCGAAAUACUUCAAUGCGGUGAAGAGAAUCUGGAGGGGAAGGGUUCUGAAGAUGGAAAUGGCGGGUAAUGUCGGGCUGAUUUCUGAUGAGCUACUAAAUUGGAGAGAUGAUAUCGAGACUUCUGUAUGGAAUUCUAGUGUUGAUGAAGAUCUGUUGAAGAAGUGGAGAGGCUGUGAAGCUCUGGAAUCUGUUAAAGUUUAUGUUGAAGAAGCGUGGGCGGAUAUGGGGCCUUCGUUUCUUGAACAUGUGGUGCAGACAGUAGGUAAUGAGCAAAUUACUCAAGUUUUGAAACAGAGUACCUGCCCAGUAUACGAUCAAGAUCUCAGUUCUGAUGAAGUUCAAAGUAGUAGUGCAGUAUACGAUCAAGAUCUCAAUUCUGUUGAAGUUCAAAGUAGUAGUGCAGAAAUGGAGAAACGCAGUAGAGGAGCAAAAAUUAGUGAUUCAGAUAGCCAGGAUGGAAGAGCUGCUUCUGAAAAUGGUUUCACUUUUACACCUGAAGUUAAGAAAAUGCAGAAAGCUCUAAGAGACAGUUGUAGGGACCUGCAAGCUGUGGUAGUUGAUCCUCUACCCGAGGCAAUACAGCUUGCUGACAAAAUAAUCUCUAACCUGCCAGUAAACAAUUUGAAUUCGAGUUGCCCCAUGGAUGUAGAGAAUCUAUCUACUGCUAAGAGUGACGAGGCUAUUGGUGUUAAUGAGACUCAGAAUAACAUUAGCAGGAAGCCCGGCUUAAUGGAGAGGAAUAGCACUGCUCGUGUCCAUGAGUGGGAUGAAUCCCUGGAUGAUGCAGUUGAUGGAUCUAGUGACAGAAAUCGUCUUCACUUGCCCAGUCCAAGUAAAAGGCGUGUUUCUCCAUUGAAGAUACUUGAGAUGAAAAAUUUGGGAAAGAGAAAAAAGAGGAGAUGGAGUAUCGUUGAAGAAGAUACUUUGAGGGCUGGUGUUGAAAAGUACGGUAAAGGUAAUUGGAAGUUCAUCUUGAAUGCGUAUAGAGAUAUUUUGGUUCAGAGAACUGAGGUUGAUUUGAAGGAUAAAUGGAGAAACAUGACAAGAUAUUGAAUGAAUGAAUUCUUCAUUAUGAGAGCUUUGUGUCGCAUUUUUGUAUGUUACUGGAAACACUUAAGUAAGCUCUGUCUGGUGGGAAGUCGUUUGGUGAAAUGAAACAAAGUUGUUCUAAGACAUUAAUUCUGACUUAUGUUUUUUUUUGGGAAAACACGUGGCUUAUAUUAUCAGAAACACUUAAGUAAACUCUGUGGGGUGGGAAGUCGUCUGGUGAAACAAAGUUGUUUUGAGACAAGUAAACUCUGUUUUUUAUUAAUUCAGGUAUAUAUUUAUGUGAAAAACAAGGCUGGUUUAUUUA